Molecule: messenger RNA, 2559 nt
Organism: Physeter macrocephalus (sperm whale)
Lineage: Eukaryota; Metazoa; Chordata; Mammalia; Artiodactyla; Physeteridae
Gene: PGGHG
Product: protein-glucosylgalactosylhydroxylysine glucosidase
Biological process (GO): carbohydrate metabolic process
Cellular component (GO): cytosol
Molecular function (GO): protein-glucosylgalactosylhydroxylysine glucosidase activity
Source: RefSeq, a predicted model, not a curated record
GCCAGAGGAGAGUGGACCUGAGCGUAGCCCCUGCUCCGGACGGGAGCUGCGAUGGCACAGGCGGUGGGCGGCGCCCUCGCGCACCGAUGGCCUCUCCGCGGAGCCAACGUUUCCAUGGAGGAUGCUGGCAAGGACGCCACCAGAUUCACUGCCCGCUGUCUGCCCAGUGACCCCCGGCUCUUGGCCACCGUGACCAACGCCUACUUGGGCACACGCGUGUAUCAUGAGACACUGCAUGUGAGCGGCGUGUACAAUGGGGCUUGGGGGGAUACGCACCGGGCCAUUCUGCCCAGUCCCCUCAAUGUCCAGCUGGAGGUCCCUGCAGGAUCAGGAGAGCAGCUGACCAAGACCUUUGUCCUGGACACUAACACAGGCUCCUUUCUGCACACCCUGGAGGGCCCCAGCUUCCGGGCCUCCCAGCGCAUCUAUGCCCACCGCACGCUGCCUCACGUCCUGGCCUUCAGUGUGUCCAUCACCCGCUUGGCUACAGGGAGCUGGCCCAUCACUGUGCUGCUGCAGUCAGCCUUCUCCCCAGAAAGCCCGGACCUGGACCUGCAUCUGGGUCCUGACUUCCAGGGAGCCCGGUACCUGUACGGCCACACACUCACCCCCGAGCAGCCUGGGGGGGCACGGCAGGAGGUGCACAUGCUGUGGACGCCGGUGCCCCCAGCCUUGACCCUUGGGGAAGGGGAGGAAGAUGGGAUGUGGGAGUUCCUGACGGUGGUGGGUGGCAGCCAGGCCGAAGCCCAGGCCUGCCUCGCCGAUGCCCUGCAGCUGCAGGCCAGGCACGCUCUGUACGUGGCCCACGCGCAGGCCUGGGCCCAGCUCUGGGCAGGCUGUGGCCUGGAUGUGGAGGGGCCCCUGCGUCUGCGCCAGGCCCUGCGUGGAGCUCUCUACUACCUGCUCAGUGCCCUGCCCCAGCCCGGGGCCCCAGGAUACGUCUGCCACGGCCUCAGCCCAGGGGGCCUCUCCAACGGGAGCCGUGAGGAAUGCUACUGGGGCCACGUCUUCUGGGACCAGGAUCUCUGGAUGUUCCCCAGUAUCCUGCUGUUCCACCCAGAGGCCGCCAGGGCUCUCCUGCAGUACCGCAUCCGGACGCUCGGUGGGGCCCUGUACAACGCCCAGAACCUAGGCUACCAGGGAGCCAAGUUUGCCUGGGAGAGCGCGGGCUCCGGCCUGGAGGUCUGCCCUGAGGCCAUUUACGGGACCCAGGAGAUCCACAUCAACGGCGCCGUGGUGCUGGCCUUCUGGCUGUACUACCACACCACCCAGGACUUGCAGCUCUUCCGCGAGGCUGGGGGCUGGGAUGUGGUCAGUGCCGUGGCUGAGUUUUGGUGCAGCCGUGUGGAGUGGAGCCCUGGGGAGGAGAAGUUCCACCUGAAGGGAGUCAUGCCCCCUGACGAGUACCAUUCAGGGGUCAGCAACUCCGUGUACACCAACGUCCUGGUCCAGAACAGCCUGCGCUUUGCUGCUGCCCUGGCCCAGGACCUGGGUCAGCCCAUCCCCAGCCAGUGGCUGGUGGUGGCUGAUAAGAUCAAGGUGCCCUUUGACCCGAAACUGAACUUCCACCCUGAGUUUGAUGGGUACCAGCCUGGAGAGGAGGUGAAGCAGGCAGAUGUUGUGCUCCUGGGGUACCCCGUCCCCUUCCCCCUGAGUCCUCAAGUUCGCAGGCAAAACCUGGAGAUGUAUGAGGCUGUGACGUCCCCCCAGGGCCCUGCCAUGACCUGGAGCAUGUUUGCAGUGGGCUGGAUGGAGCUGAAGGAUGCUGGGCGGGCGUGGGACCUCCUGGAGAGGAGCUUCGCCAACGUCACAGAGCCCUUCAAGGUGUGGACGGAGAAUGCAGACAGGUCGGGUGCCGUGAACUUCCUGACAGGCAUGGGGGGCUUCCUGCAGGCGGUGCUCUUCGGGGUCACGGGGUUCAGGAUCACUGAGGCCGGUUUGACCUUCGACCCCAUGUGUCCAGCGGGGGUCUCCGGAGUGUGCGUCUCUGGCAUCUCCUACCAGGGGAGCAAGCUUGACUUUUCCUUCUCUGAGGGCUCUGUGACAGUUGAGGUCACUGCCCGGGCAGGGCCCUGGGCCCCCCUGCUGGAGGCUGAGCUGUGGCCAUCACAGAAUCGGCUCCCCCUGUCCCCAGGACACAAGGUCUCCUUUCCCUGCUCAGCUGGCCGGAUACAAAGGUCACACCUGUAGGAAGCAGGGGCAGCAAGUUCUGCUCCAGAGUUUCCUGGGAAGAUUUUUUGAAGACAUUAAACAUCUGCACAGAGCCCACAGGACCCCCUCUGGGACACCCUUGGGCCCUCCAGCCCCACCGAGUCCCCCCCCGCCCCUGGCCCAGUCCUGCCCCCUCCCCCAAAACGACCAGGGCUAUUGGCUUCAGGGAUGUCUCUCAGGUCCUCCCCCUCCCUCUGCGGGUGCCCCCGCUGGCUGCACCCACCCCUCCUCAACGCCCUCCCAGCCUGCCGCCCCCUCCCACCCUCCUCCACAUGGCAGCCAGGCUCACGGGUUCCAAGGAAAGUCUGGAUUCUUCGGCCUAAGUUCAAGACUCUGCCUCUAGCCUGA